AUGUUUUGCUGGGGCAAUGCAACUCAUCACGAACUCUGUAUUGAAUGUCCCGGCAACCUUGACCUGGUAAUAAAGCCAACAUUAUCAAAAUGGAAGGAGAGUAACCAUAUUCAACAAAUCUCAGCUGGAGAGUUCCAUACAUUGUAUUUAUCAAAUAAUGGUCAUCUGUACACAUGUGGCAGUAAUGAAGUUGGCCAACUCGGCCGACAGACUAAUUCCGCUGAUGGAACAUCUCCAGUUUUAGUAGAUACAUUUAAAGGAUGCACAUUAUCAACUAUAGCUUGUGGCUUACAACAUUCAAUGGCACUUGAUGAAUGGGGGCAACCAUUUAGUUGGGGUUCGGACAGUAUGGGACAAUUGGGUAGCAACUUAGGUUCACACGCCCAAGAUAAACCCAAAAUUAUAAAAACCCUGGCUACAAAAAAUGUGAUUCAAGUUGCUUGCGGAUCCUACCACACAGUAGUUUUAACAAAUAAUGGAGAUCUUUAUGCAUGGGGAGCUAACAGUUAUGGUCAAUGUGGUCUGGGAAACAGAUCAAACAAGGAAACCACACCACAGGCUUUAUCAUCUAUACUUGGAAUACCAAUAGCACUGAUUGCUUGCGGCAGUAACCACACUUUUGCCUUAUCACAGUCCGGUGCUGUUUUUGGAUGGGGAAAAAAUAGUCAUGGACAACUUGGCUUGCAAGAUAGAGAAAGUAGGUGCUAUCCAACACAUUUGAAGACAUUAAGGAAUGUUAAGGUUUGUCAUAUAUCAUGCGGCGAAGAUUUCACGGCGUUCUUGACUUUAGACGGAGGUGUUUUUACUUGUGGUGCCGGCGAGUACGGUCAGACGGGGCAUGGUAAUACUAAGGACGAACUGGUACCGCGGAAGGUGAUGGAGCUCAUGGGUAGCACAGUCACUCAGGUCGCGUGCGGCCGUCGACACAUGUUAUGCCGUGUGGGAGAGCGUAUCUUAGCGUGUGGUUACGGAGCUAGGGGUCAACUGGGAUGUCCGCACAUGGCCUUCGCCCUCGUCCCAACACCAGUGACCUUCACGCCAAACGACGAGUCCCCAACUGAACCCUGUGGGAAGGAUCAGCCAAGGAAGAAAUCCAAGACGGAGAGUUCUGUGGUAUUGCAUAAGUCUGGUGCCGGCACCUCCAAACUUAAUUUCUCACCAGAGAUAUUCAGUGGUCCAGUGAAGGUGUUUGCCGGUGGUGAUCACAGCUUCCUUAUUCUGAACAGUGAGAAGUCUCCGGCAGACUGUCGAGUGCCAGAUGCCAGUAAACAAAUACUGUCACUUAGUAAUGCCAAGCUAGUGCCAUGUCUGGUGUUCAAGAAUAACGAUGUUGUUAGUCAGGAUUUAAUGGCUUAUCUGGAGACAGUAUUCGGUUCAUUGGGGUGUAUCAAUAGUUCUUUUCUGUUACCUCAAAAUGGACACUUUGGAUGCAACACUAAAGUGCCAGGUGUUGAUUUAAAGAAAGCCGAGGAAGCUUUUACAUUGAUUAGCAGAAUUGAGAAUUUAACUAUACAGGAACUGAUAUUCAACAAUUUAACGGAGAAUAUUAUAAAGAAAGUGAAGGUGUCCCCACCAGAUGCUGAGGCCUUGAGAGUUUUCUUACUAUUGCCACUCUAUCAUGAGAUGAGGAAUCCUCGCAGACAUCCUGAACUACAGGGUCCAUUCGCCGAGGCUUUCAACAAUCUAUCGACUCACCCUCAGCGUAUAGUUCAGUUGUGGUGGGAGGCUCAGUCUACUGAUUACUUUGAGAUGUUGGUUGAUAUCUUUAAGAGCGUCAUCGUGUACGAACUGAUGCAGCCGGUGGUUAGAACAAUGAAGAAAAUCUAUUUCACCAAGAGCAUGGUCCAGAUAUUGAACACAUUGACGUCGUUGAAUAAAAUAAAUUUCACGAAUCCAAAGAAUCCUAAGAUACCAGCUGAAUGUUUCUACAUUGAGAAUCUUUGUAACUACGUUGACAUAGCAACAGACUAUAUCAACUGGCUGUCGGAUCAAGAUUCGUCACAACCACAUCUAUGUAACUACGCGUUCCUAUUCGAUGUCCAAUGCAAAUCCCUACUACUGAAAAUCGAUCAGCAAGUACAAAUGCAAAUCGCCGUGAAUCAAGUAACAACACAAAUAUUCACACGUCUGUUCAUGGAUCCGACUUACGAAUAUCAAAGAGACCAAUUUCUGAUAUUAACAGUGUCGAGAAACCAUUUAGUAAGGGACACGAUGCUGCAAAUAAGCAAUCAUGAUACAUCCCAAUUGAAGAAACCUCUAAGAGUAGAAUUUGUAGGCGAAGAGGCUGAGGACGCUGGUGGCGUUAAAAAGGAAUUCUUUAUGUUACUAUUAAAAGAAAUAUUUGAUCCAGUGUACGGGAUGUUCAAACAGUCGGAAGAGACUAAUAUGAUAUGGUUCUCAAACAAUCCCUUCGAGGACGAAGUCAUGUACUACUUGAUAGGAGCUAUAUACGGUCUAGCGAUAUAUAAUUCAAUAAUUAUCUACGUUCCGUUCCCGCUAGUGUUGUACAAGAAGUUGUUAGGUGAAUCUGUUAUGUUAGACGACCUGUCUGAUCUAUAUCCAACACUAGCCAGCAGUCUUAAACAUUUAUUGGACUAUCCCGACGAAGAUGUUGAAGAAGUAUUCAGUUUGUGUUUCGCUGUAAACACUGAAGUCUUUGAUCAAAUACAAGUACAUCCUCUUAAGAAGAACGGUGAGAAUAUAUCAGUGACACAUGAGAAUAAGAACGAGUAUGUUGAUCUGUAUGUUGAUUUUCUUCUAAACAAAUCUGUGGAAAAUCAGUUCAGGGCUUUCAAUCAAGGAUUUCAGAAGGUAUGUGGCGGUAGAAUAAUAAAGCUGUUCAGAUCCCACGAGCUACAGUCGGUGGUGAUUGGGAACGAGGAAUACGACUGGGAGAUGUUUGAGAACAACUGCGAGUACAAGAACGGGUAUACGGCCACCGACCCACAGAUAAGAUGGUUCUGGGAGGUUUUCCACGAGUUGCCGCUAGAAGAUAAAAAGAAAUUCCUACUCUUUCUAACCGGCAGUGACCGUGUCCCCAUUCAAGGAAUGAGAGAUAUAAAGAUAAGAAUCCAGCCAGUAGCUGACGAUAGAUUCUUCCCAGUGGCUCACACGUGCUUCAAUCUUCUAGACCUGCCUCGUUACCAGACCAAAGAGAGACUUAAAUAUCACUUAUUGAUGGCUAUACAACAGACGCAGGGUUUCUCGCUAUUAUAA
This is a messenger RNA of Danaus chrysippus (African queen), 3216 nucleotides long. The record is from the annotation of a GenBank genome assembly. NCBI's taxonomy places the organism in Eukaryota, Metazoa, Arthropoda, Insecta, Lepidoptera, Nymphalidae.